AUGGCGGCCUCUACAGCUUGGUCUGCUGGAGUAACACUCCAGGACAUCUGCAACGCUGCGGGCUGGUCCACUCCGCUGACCAUCAUCAGGUUUUAUGACCUCGACCUUGGAGGCACUCCCGGCUCCACUGUCCUAAAACCUUUAGUAAUGUUCUUCAAAAUGGAAUCUUCACUUUCUCUGAUCUUCCUCAUGAUCUCAGGGGCUCUUGGGAAUAAAUGGAGUGUGAAAUACAGCAAACCACAUCUCUGUGCUGUAAAAGGAUCUACAGUGGUUAUGAAGUUCACUUACACACAUCCAACAAAUGUUACAGUAAAAAACAGGUUUUGGGUAAUAAACCCAGUUAAGGGUGUAGAAGCGACUGAUCUGCGUAAUGAAUCAGGUUACUCAGGCAGAGUGGAGUAUUUAGGAGAUGAACAGACUCCCUUCUCCCUCAGACUGAGUGAUGUGAAGAAAUCAGAUGAGCACAAGUACUGCUUUAGAUUCAUAACAACUGGAAAGGGACACACAGGUUUUCCUGGAAUUACACUCAGAGUUACAGAUCUUCAGCUGAUCGCUCCUGCAGAAGUGACAGAGGGAGAAUCAGUCAUUCUGACCUGUAAAACCACCUGCAGUCUGACUGAUCCAACAUUCAUCUGGUACAAAAACACACAUGAUUUAACCACAAACACCUUCAAGAGCAACAAACUCCACCUGCAGAGGGUCAGCAGUGAGGAUGCAGGCAGUUAUAACUGUGCUGUAAGAGGAUCUGAACAUCUCCCAUCUCCUGCUCAAUACCUCAGUGUCAGAUAUCGUCCAAAGAAUGUGUCCAUCAGUCCCUCUGGUGAGAUUGUGGAGGGCAGAUCAGUGACUCUGAUCUGCAGCAGUGAUGCAAACCCACCUGUGGAGAACUACACCUGGUUUAAGGGGAGGACAUCAGUGGGAAAAGGAAAGACCUUCACCAUCUCUAAAGUCAGAUUUGAAGACAGUGGAGAGUACAAGUGCAUGUGCAGUAAUGAAGUCGGGCAUCAGAACUCCACCAGUGUAACUCUGAAUCUUCUGUAUUCUCCAAAGAACAUCUCAGUGUCUAUCAGUCCCUCUGGUGAGAAAGUGGAGAGAAGUUCAGUGAAUCUGACCUGCAGCAGUGACAGUAACCCACCUGUGGAGACCUACACCUGGUUUAAGGAGAAAGAAUCAUCACCUGUAGGAUCAGGACAGAGUUACAGAGCUCUACAGAGUGGACUGUACUACUGUGAGGUUCAGAAUAAACUCGGCUCUGAGAGAUCAGCUGCAGUGUCCAUCACUAUAACUGCUCUUCUCUCUGCACUCUUCUGGCUGAGAUGCAGAAGACAGAAGAAUAAUCCAGAUGAAGGUUACUAUCAGAACGUUGGGCUGAGGGCUAAAGACGACACGCAUGCAGCUCUCGACCCUGCAGGCCGGAAAUCUGAUGAUGUUCAUCACACACUUGCAGUUUCUCAUCCCAGUCCUCCUGAUGACACGCUCACUUCUGACUACUGCAAUGUGGAAACUAUCAGGAACAUGAUGAAAAUGAGUCCUGAAACAGCUGAUGAAUAA
Messenger RNA from Silurus meridionalis, 1551 nucleotides. Its product is annotated as sialoadhesin-like. The transcript is spliced from 11 exons. Lineage: Eukaryota; Metazoa; Chordata; Actinopteri; Siluriformes; Siluridae. Bases 1 to 1551 code for a protein of 516 amino acids. The record is from RefSeq and is a predicted model, not a curated record.